UUUCCGGGCAGCUCUGCCCAUCUAUAAAACUCGGUUAUAGCCUCAUUCAGCCAUUGUCAGUAACAGUAACAAAUUUCCUCUUCUCUUUCUUUCUCCAUAUUCUUAGAACGAGGAUUAAUAUCAAGAAAAGCCCUUUUGGCUUAUUCUUCUCUUCAUUCCCCCUUUUAUAUUCCCUUUUUUGACAUGGGUGUUACGAAGAAACAAGGAGGCAAAGAAUCAGAAGGCAAUACAUGGUUGGUUUCUGGAAUCUCAGUACGGGUACCUUUGAAAUCGACAUCUGCAAAGCCUAAAGAAGGAUAUGAAGAUUAUGAGUGUUGUGCGACUCCGUCGGCGAGAGAAUUCAAGAUGCCGGAGAUGUUUACUUGCCCGGCGGCCCCAAGGAAGCGCCGGCCGAGUUUGAACUGUGAAGACUAUGACAAGUGUGUUAUGACUCCGCCGGCGAGAGAAUUCAAGAUACCAGAGACGUUUACUUGUCCGGCGGCCCCAAGGAAGCGCCGGCCGAGUUUGAACUGUCAUUUUUAUGGCGUUGGGUUCUCUAAUUCACCGGAUUUGGAGUCCGUCUGUCUUUAUUCUCCAUGCUGAGAGAACCCAAUGAAUAUUAGAGCAAGGGAUUUUCUUUUCUUUUUAGAAAUUUGGAGAGUUUUGUUAGUUCCAAAUGAUUUGUGAAAUUUGCAAAUACUUUGUAUUACCGAAUAUACUAGUGCAGUAAAUUUCAUCUUUUAAUUGUGUUUGUUUUCUGAAUCAUGUUCAAGUUUGCAA
Molecule: messenger RNA, 759 nt
Organism: Olea europaea var. sylvestris
Lineage: Eukaryota; Viridiplantae; Streptophyta; Magnoliopsida; Lamiales; Oleaceae
Product: cyclin-dependent protein kinase inhibitor SMR6-like
Exons: 2
Coding region: 184-582 (132 amino acids)
Biological process (GO): regulation of DNA endoreduplication
Source: RefSeq, a predicted model, not a curated record